This is a messenger RNA of Danio rerio (zebrafish), 3511 nucleotides long. The record is from RefSeq and is a predicted model, not a curated record. NCBI's taxonomy places the organism in Eukaryota, Metazoa, Chordata, Actinopteri, Cypriniformes, Danionidae.
CCCAUCCCUGCAAAUAAGCCAGAGUAUUAUCGACAAGCAUGAGUGCGACGUGAGUAUCAGUCGGUGGAGGGCGCCAGAUUGUCAUGCAGCGCUCUGUAAGCAGGCGCGUCAUCGCUUCCUUAGCUCACAUCACUCGCUCCUCUGUGGAAAAACUCGGCGUCAGUCAAUGUUUGCGGAGAGGAAACUUUCUUCCUUUGACGGCGCGCAGUCGACGAGAUUUGCAGCUUUCCCAAGCGCACACAGCUCCGUCUCUCUGGAUUACCGGCGUCUGCGACUCCAAAAAACAUAAUCCGCAAAGCUUUUCGGAAGGUGGAUUUGUGCGGUUCUCCUCAGUUUGUGCGUGACAACUGUAUUCAAGUGCCCGCGGCUUCCGGAUAUAUCACAGUUUUUUUUACUGUAUCUCUUGCACAAGAAAGCAGUUUGCGGAUUCUCUCCCCUCUUCACACCUUGAACUGCUCGCUUUAAAUCGCACAUUGGUUUAUAUCGUCUCAGCAUGAAGAUAAACACGUAAGUGGAGAUCGUCCCUGAUGAAAGGAGCCACUAGGGUCACUUCCUGAUGAUGACAGUAAACAUGGAUACCGGUCUCCAAAAUGGACCUGGACCGCACAAGAACUCGCAAGAUGAUGAAGAGGCACUUUCCUCCAUUAUGAAGGACUUGGCAGCUUUGCGCUUCUGCUACCACAUCAAGAGCAACAACAGCAACAAGCCCAAGAGCAGAAGCCCGUCGUACAGACAGGAUUUGCGGGUGAAGCUGGAGCAUGAGCGUGAAAAACGAAUAAUUCCCUUCCAGAGGCCAUUGAAGUUCAAGGAUCUGCUUCAGAAAGUGACAGAGGCCUUCGGGCAGCAAAUGGACCUGUACUUCACUGAGAAAGAGAUGUUGGUGGCUCUGAAAUGUCAGGAAGAUUUGGACCGAGCCAUUCAGGGAUUGAGCUCCAGCUCUGGAAUGAACAACCUGCUGCGAGUGAUCCUGAAAACACCUCCCAACAACCAAUUCCUCCAGGUGAGCGGCCAAGACAAGCAGAGCGAGAUGAAGUCAUCCAGGUCGCUUGGAGAUCUCAAAGCUUCAGUUCUCAAAGGCUCAGAACGAGUGCGCAAACACUCUACAGGGUCUCUGAACACAGGCCGCUCUUCACCACCUCCAGGCAGCGUCCCAGAAGAGCAGCAGCAGAUCGCAAGACAGGGCUCCUACACCAGCAUCCACAGUGAAGGAGAGUUCAUCCCUGAAACACUCGACUCCAGUAUUAUGGAGCCGUUCGGCAGCGCUAAUGGGUCGCUUUCCAGCAGCUGUCAGUCACUGGACCAGGCGCUGGACAGCCCGCCUUUCUCCCAGAACAACCGGGACAACAAUUACCUGAACCUCAACUACGAGUACAAAGGACGACAUGGAAAACACGGCACAUUCCCUCGCCAGUUCCACAUGUCCAGCCGCAGUAAAGACUACGGUGACGGUCGGAGGACAUUUCCUCGAAGCUUUAUGCCUCAGGAGAAUCUGUUUCAGCUGGUGCCGUCCAGCCGCACGCGCAGCUACAACGGAGAGAGCACAUUACUGUACAGUGGAGAUGUGCACUCCAUCAGCUGGACUGAGAAGAACUGUCAGCGCAGCACUCCUAAAUCGCCAAGGGCUCCGGUGAACUGGCGUCAGGGGAAGCUGCUAGGUCGAGGAGCUUUCGGGGUGGUGUAUCUCUGCUACGAUGUCGAUACGGGGCGCGAGCUGGCAGCCAAACAGGUGCCCUUUGACCCAGAGUGUCAGGAGACCAGCAAGGAGGUGAAUGCGCUGGAGUGUGAGAUCCAGCUUUUAAAGAAUCUGCAUCACGAGCGUAUAGUGCAGUACUACGGCUGUUUGCGGGAUCCUGUGCAGAAAAAGCUGUCUAUUUUUGUGGAAUUCAUGCCUGGGGGCUCUAUUAAAGACCAGCUGAAGGCCUACGGAGCACUCACAGAGAAAGUGACCCGCAGAUACACCCGGCAGAUCCUACAGGGAGUUCACUAUUUACACAGCAACAUGAUUGUGCACAGAGAUAUCAAAGGUGCAAAUAUUCUGAGGGACUCCUCUGGAAAUGUGAAACUGGGAGAUUUCGGAGCCAGUAAGCGCAUUCAGACCAUCUGCAUGUCUGGGACGGGGAUCAAGUCGGUCACCGGCACCCCCUACUGGAUGAGCCCUGAAGUCAUUAAUGGAGAAGGAUACGGACGCAAAGCAGAUAUUUGGAGUGUUGCAUGCACAGUGGUAGAGAUGCUAACUCAGAAGCCCCCUUGGGCUGAAUAUGAAGCAAUGGCAGCCAUUUUCAAGAUCGCCACUCAGCCGACAAAGCCAAACCUGCCCGAGGGAGUUUCUGACGCAUGCAGAGACUUCCUGAGACAGAUCUUUGUGGAGGAGAAAUGGCGUCCCACCGCCGAGGGGCUUCUCAGCCAUCCGUUUGUCCAGGGCAGCUUCUGAUCGUGCAGACGCCCAGGGAAAACCAUCACCACUCCUGCCUUCAAGGUCCAGAGAAACCCACCGACCAGCCAACCAAGAACAAACACGACCAUGCAAAGGGGAUAUGAACGAACGAAAUCACACACAAAACUAUCAUGUUAAAACUGAGGUAAACCAAUGAUAGCACUUCUCAUAUUGGUAGUCAGAGUUCCUCAUGGCUCUGUCCCAAAUGACACACUUCAGUUGAGAUUGAUGGGUUUCCCGUUUACUUAAUGGAUCUAUUUUGUGGUUUGAAGAUUAAAGUCAUACUGUGGAUUUCCAUUACCCUACCAGCAGGCACACAACUUCAUAAGAUGCUAAUAUUAGGUUAGAUUUAGAUUGGGAUGUCAGGUGACCAAAAUUCAAUGUCUAGCCAGUGUCUGUGUCGUUAUUUUGAUGUCCAAAAAUGACGUCAAAUGACCUUGAUAUUUGGUUGAUUUUAGGUUGUGUUGGAAAGUGACCAAAAUCCGAAGUCGAGCUAACAUCCUAAACCAAUGUCGUAUUGACAUUCAGUACUGACAUUUAUUCGUCAGGUAUGACAACCAAAAUCCAACAUCUGAUAGACGUCAUAGUGGUAACACAACGUCAAGCUGUAACAUCAUCACAGUGCACUUUUCACCUCAUAGACUUCCAUUAAUACACUUGCAAAUGCAACAGACUGGAAACGCAGGCUCUUGUGACAAGUUUUGCUUGUCGCUUUGUUCGAAAGUUCAUGACCUCUUUGUUCAGAAAUUUGAUAAAGCGAGUGAUUGCUCCAUAUUUUAACGUCUAAUCAUCUUGUUUUAAACUGCGCCAUUUCGCAGCAGUCAUACUACAGAAUUUUGUAAGCUCAAAUGCUAGUGUGAUCGUGGCUUUAUUCUCGGUGGAGUGGGGGCAGGACAAGUGAUGUUCAUUGGCGCCUAUUAGGCCUAUCCCAGGUGAAAAAAAUAUAUAAUUGGAUGCAAUUAAAAUACACUUAAAUACCCGCAAAUACAUUUUUAGUACAUUGUUAUUUUUUUGUGUUAAAUAAAAGUUUGAUGGUUUUAAACUAUAAAUAUACUAAUUAAAAGUUUUUUUUAUACU